This is a messenger RNA of Scheffersomyces coipomensis, 1152 nucleotides long. It is a transcript of the gene HMX1, whose product is annotated as Hmx1p. Gene Ontology annotation, molecular function: heme oxygenase (decyclizing) activity. NCBI's taxonomy places the organism in Eukaryota, Fungi, Ascomycota, Pichiomycetes, Serinales, Debaryomycetaceae. Gene Ontology annotation, biological process: heme oxidation. Bases 75 to 956 code for a protein of 293 amino acids. The transcript has a single exon. The record is from RefSeq and is a predicted model, not a curated record.
UUUGGGUUUAGUUUUACGUUCUUUUCUCUUAUCAUAUUAGUUAAUACUAUAAUACCCUUAAUCAAUAAACUAAAAUGUCUACUACUACACAAACAGUCGGUGCUACCACCAAAUUAAGUCAACAUGAAAUACUUCCUGCUAAGAAUGAUGAAGGUGCUUUAGCUAAUAGAAUCAAUUUAGAAACUAGAAGUCUCCAUGAUAAAAUAGAUAAAAUGAUGAGUUUUAGAUUUGCUUUAGCACUUAGAGAUGCUAAACUUUAUCGUCAAGGUUUACAAAGUUUUUAUCAUGUAUUUGCCGCUAUUGAAACUAGUUUAAGUAAACAAUUUGCUAAAGAUGAUGAAUGGAGUGACAUGUUAAAGAGUGUAUGGAAACCAGAAGUUGCAAGAAGAGAAAAAGCUGAACAAGAUCUUUUAUUUUAUUACGAUGAUAGAAAGGAUAAAUUCAUUACUCCUAUUAUGUCAGAACAAGUCAAAUUUUUCAAUCAUAUUUUAGAAGUUACUGAAGAAAAACCAUAUUUGCUCUUUGCUUAUUUACAUGUGAUGUAUUUAGCUUUAUUUGCUGGUGGUAGAAUAAUGAGAUCAUCAUUUGCCAAAGCUACUGGUUUAUUUCCUCAUAAAAACGGGUUAAGACAUGAAGAUAUUGUUAAGUUAGGAACUAAUUUUUUCACUUUUGAUGUUACCGAUGAAGAUUUAUUAAGAAUAAUAUAUAAAAGAGAUUAUGAAUUAGCUACUAGAAAUGCUUUAACAGAAGAUCAAAAAUUAGAAAUCAUAGAAGAAUCUAAAUAUAUCUUUGAACAAAAUGGGAAAUGUAUAAUGGAAUUAGAACAACAUAAUUUACAAGUUUUGCAUAGCAAAUGGACUUAUAUUGCUGUUACCAAAGGGUAUUAUGUUUUAUUAGUUUUUGCUUCAUUAAUUGCAUUGUUUUUCCUUAGACGAGUAAUUUUACACUUAUUAUAACUCUUCUUCUGGUAGGAAAAGUUUCAGUUUAUAAAAUCUUAAUUUAAUAUACAAAUAAUCUAAUUUUAAACUUUUUAUUUAACGUAUGUAAUGCUUAGUCUUCAUCUUCUUCUUCUACGUCAUCAUCAUCUUCUUCAUCACCUCCAGCUUGUUCUCUUGCAGCUGCAGCUAAUUCCGGAUCUAACUCAUUAGUGAC